CCCUUCAAAAUGGACCAAACCAAGGCGGUGUUGAAGAACGACUUGAUCUCAUGGGUAGCAAAAGCUGUGGAAAGAAAAAAUUUCAACACGUUCAAGGUCACCUUGGAUGGAACCUCAGAAAAAUGCGACGGAUACAUUGGUGAUAUAGUUUUCGUGAAUGUGACGGGAACCAACACUGACAACAAAGAAGAAACUUUGCAUCUAGUUGUCAAACACAGCAAACAAAAUGACUACUUCAGAGCCUCAGCAUUCAAACACAUGUUCGACGCAGAGAUCCACUUUUACGACAAGGUAUAUCCUGUACUGGAAAGGUUUCAAUUGGAAAAAAAACUGUCUGUGACUUUCAGUGCAGUUCCAAAAUGCCUUAAAACUUUGUGUUUGGAAAAAAAGGAGGUCUUGAUCCUCGAAAGCUUGAAACCGCAAGGAUACAAACUAUGCGACAGAAGAAAACCUUUGAAUAUAUUCCAUAUAAAAGCAAUUUUGGAACAAUUCGGAAGACUCCAUGCUUUAUCUUUUGCUCUUCGUGAUCAAAGGAGGAAUGAAUUUGAGGCUAUUGUGAAAAACUAUCCGGAUUUUCUGGGAAAUUUUCUCAGAGACAAAUUGACUCGAGGCUGUUUUAGACCAGUCUUGAAUAAUGCGUUGAAAACGUUGUUGGACCAUGGAGAAGCGGAACUGGUGAAUAAAUUCGAGAAAAUUAUUGCAAAAUAUACAGACAACGUAGCUGAUGUAAUGGCGAAAAUUGUAGAUGAAGAUGAAGAACAGUCAGUUAUCGUUCAUAGUGAUGGUUGGUGCAAUAACUACAUGUUCAAAUAUAAGGGUAACAAUCGAACCUCUCCCAGCGAAGUAGUUAUCCUGGACUGGCAAUUGUCACACUUGCGUUCACCAGCCCUAGAUCUGUGUUACGUCUUCUACGCUACAGCCUCUUCAAAGGAACUGAAACAUUUUGACCAACUCAUGAAAACUUACUACGCGUCGUUCUCAAGCUUCCUAACAGCCCUGGGUAGCGAUCCCGAGAAGCUCUUCCCAUUCAGCUCUUUGAAAGUUCACUGGAGGAAAUAUUCCACCUUUGGUGUGAUAUUCAUGGCACUGAUAUUGUCCUUCGUCCUUUGCGACAAAGAGAAUGCUCCUGACUUUGGGGAUUUGUUGAGUGAAAAUGGUCUGGAGGAUAUGCUUGUUAUAGAUGUGUCAAAGAAUGAGUUGUUCUUUGAACGGUACAGGGACAUUGUGCGACACUAUUUAGAGUGUAGGUUCUAAAUGUAAGUCUUAAAGCAAAAUGUUCUAAGGAAAUGUAGCUAAAAAUAGCCACGAUGCAUAAAAUAAUAAAUUGCACAUAGAAUAGUAGAGUAUGUAUCUUUAUAAAUGGCUGGCAACCAUUAAUACACUUUCCUGGAUUGAGGAUAAACUACAUACGCUUAUGUUUAUAUGACAUCGCGGUUAAAAUAUUAUUGAAAACUAGAAACCGCUAAUUCAUCGUUUUAUGAUAUCAGAAUCAUUGUUUUGAAAGUUAAUUUAGUACCCUUAAAUCUCCAAUGUUGUAAUUGUACUGAGGAUUACCAUACCAUACGCUGUUAAGUUAUUGUCAGAAAUUACUUUUACACAGUUUACGUAUUUUUAAUUUAAUUUUUUUUUUUGUAUAUUGUAAUCUGUGAAAAAAUAUUAAUGUAAUAAACUUUAACCCCAAUUAACAUUAUCAAGGGCAAAUUUUUAUGAAAAUUUUUGCCUAGCCCAUUGCACUGGCAAAAGCGGAAACUAUAAAUUAGAAAUACGCAUGACUACAUAUCGCAGUAAUUUUAUACAUAUACAGGGUGUCCGGAAAGGUCAUGUCAAAAAUGAAGGGGAGG
This is a messenger RNA of Anoplophora glabripennis (Asian longhorned beetle), 1841 nucleotides long. RefSeq lists its product as uncharacterized. The transcript has 2 exons. Bases 10 to 1254 code for a protein of 414 amino acids. NCBI's taxonomy places the organism in Eukaryota, Metazoa, Arthropoda, Insecta, Coleoptera, Cerambycidae. The record is from RefSeq and is a predicted model, not a curated record.